Messenger RNA from Haliotis rufescens (red abalone), 2012 nucleotides. RefSeq lists its product as uncharacterized. NCBI's taxonomy places the organism in Eukaryota, Metazoa, Mollusca, Gastropoda, Lepetellida, Haliotidae. The transcript has 6 exons. The record is from RefSeq and is a predicted model, not a curated record. Bases 86 to 1963 code for a protein of 625 amino acids.
CCAUCCAUUCCCACGCCUGCUGUAUGCGUGUAGCAUAUACGGUUCCAUGAACCGAGAAGUCCUCGCACUUCGCGUCUGAUACACUAUGAAGGCUCUCGUGUUGCUGGUCGCCCUGUCCCUGGCGUAUGGAGACCAUCUGGACGACAUCAAGCAGUUGAUGGACGCUGUAAAUGAGACCAACUGUCACCAUAAAAGCUCAACUGACCUACAGCUUCCACACAGCGUUGUCACGCACAUACCAGUGUAUGAAGAUGGAGCUAGAGAAAUGUUUGCCAACCGAUCUCUCGCAAUGGAAGCAUAUAAAAUGACCUUGAACCGAGGCUUCUUUUUCUCAAUCAUCUACCAGAAAUUGAAUAAGUCCAGCGACUUCGCGAAACAGCCCGACCUCGUCUACACAUAUCUCUCCGCCUUGAGUGACGUCACUUCCGGACCUGAUGCUAUCGUGGGGUCUGGAAUAUAUUACGAUAAGAACACUUCGUAUCCAAAUUUUUACCGAACCCUACCUUUCAACCUCACAUUACCUUUGUUAGGUGCUUACGCGAACCGUAUGCAGGGUGGUAUUAGGGUUGAAGACGACAGCAUUCGUAAUUACACACGGCCUGCAAGCGGGUCUACUGCCGACAUCUGGUAUAAUCCCUGGCUUCCUGACUUGAAAGCAGACCUUAUGCCCAAGGACGUCUAUGGAAUAAGUAUUAUUGGAGAUGACGGCAAUGUCUCAACGUUUAUUUUUUACGGUCCAAGUUCCAUAUUGGAUAGUGAUAAUAAAACGAUGCCAGUGAGGUUAACUAAUCCCUAUUUUGACUGUGGGCGGACAAACAAAUGGGUUGUGAGUGUGACGUCACCUAUAACAGAAUAUCUCCCUCGGUACACACCAUGGCACCAUCUACAGAGAUCGCUAUAUGUUGCUGAAUCCACAGUCGAGAUUGAUUUCACAAAAUUCGAUAUCAACCCGUGUCGGCCUUCCUUAGGGAAUCCUACCCCUAAUUAUUUUGCAAGUAUCGACUUCUGCAAAGGUACAACAGAAUGCCAGCCGCUGAGCGGGUUCGGGUUAAACCAUGGCGGUUACGAGUGUGUGUGUCGACCAGGCUACCGCUACAAGAACGACACCCAAACGGAGCCUUUCAAAGGCGUGGACAUGGAACAGGGAACGGCCCUUGACCUCGUCCACGGGUUCGAUUGUGAGAAGAUAGACGAAGUCAUUAUCGGAAAGAGGGAACAGUCUGUAUUAACGGACAAGGAUUUCCUACAGAAGCUGAGGGUCCUGAACAUAACAGCUGAUAACUGCCGUUCCAGAUCCCCCAGUGACCUUGUUCUCCCCUACAACGAGCAGUUACUCAAGCAUUUCAAACCUCAAGGUCGCGUGGCAGUUCGUCUAGCUCACUUCCUAAGCAGCUUUCUUCAAACACAGUUCAACCCAGGAAAAGAUAGUCAGCUGAAACCUCAGCAAAGUCUGAACAAGGACCAAUUGUUUGCUGAAGUCGCUGCCAAUGUUCUUGGUGAUAUUCAGAUAGUUGCGAGUGAUGCCUACAUCAUGCUAAGCACCAAGGAUAUUGUAAGUGUGUAUGUAACCAAGAAGAUAUCUCCAUCUGACAAACACCCGAAUGAUCAUGUUGUGAAGUCCUCAUCCAUGACGAAUAUGACAGAGUCUGUCUUCUCAGAUGAGCAGAAUGUAUGGAAAACGGCUGUGUCUGGUCUGAGAACAAUCAAUGCCGAGCCAUGGAUGAAGAUUAUACCUAACGCAAAGACCCUGACCCAGAUGAAGACUUGGACGUUUAAAGUUCCGGAUUAUGAACAAGGCAAGUGGGGAGCCCCGACAUUUGUGUGUGACAGUCGUGUGAUGGAGUGGACGCUGAAGUACACCAUCCCGGUAUUUGGAGCCGGUGAAACUGGAAGCAGCGUCAAGUUCAGGGGAGCAGUGUCGGUGUCAGUGUCUGUGCCCAUGUCCCUGCUCAGUGAUGUGUAGACACAGCCAAAGGAAUCUUGCAAGAAAUAAAUCGAUUUUAAAGGUUUUA